AUGCUUCAUACUGAGUUUGAAGUAGAUGUAAAUUAUUUUCAUAGUAACAGCAUUCACAGUAAAAAAGACCAUGUGAAUAAAAUAAGUAAUACAAACUUAAUUCAACCUUGUUGUUCUGGUUCUUCACUACCACUACUUGCAGAAAUAAAAAUUAAAAAGACAGUCACACCUGUUACCUCAGAACAGAGAAAAUUAUUUCUCUUGGUAAAAUCUGCACGAGAGAAAUAA
Parnassius apollo (apollo) is the source of this 228-nucleotide messenger RNA. The record is from the annotation of a GenBank genome assembly. Lineage: Eukaryota; Metazoa; Arthropoda; Insecta; Lepidoptera; Papilionidae.